AUGGCAUUCAAUGUGACCUGGCAUGAGGACAAUGGCUACAACUGGUCUGACUGUGAAACCAGCCACUUAAGCAGAGUCCCUGUCACGCUGCUCAUCUGCCUCUGUGGGAUGGUGGGGAAUGGGGCUCUCCUCUGGCUCCUCGGCUCCCACAUCCGCAGGAACUCCGUCACCAUCUAUGUCCUCAACCUGGCUGUGGCUGAUUUCACCAUCCUCCUCUUCAUCACCAUAGCCCUGGGGACAUUUUAUGCCUCAGAGAGCCUCUGUCACCAGCUGGGCUCAGGAAAUGUGACAACAGCAUUGAACAUCACUAUCUUCUUUGCUUUCACUGCCAGUGUCUACCUCCUGACAGCUUUCAGUGCCAUGACAGCUCUGUCUGUCUUCCCUAUGUCCCACUGUCCUUGUCACCAUUCCCAGCUCUUCUCAGUGCUCCUGUGUGCCCUGCUCUGGCUCCUUUCCUUCCUGCUCACUGUUACUCUCUACUUCUACUCUUUGGCACUUAUCUUUGUCCUGAGCUACCUCUUAGCAGUGCUUACCCUGAUCUGUGCUGGUCUAACUCUGCUUGUCAGGGUCUUGUGCCACUCAUGGCAACAUCCUCCAAGGAAGCUCUGUGCUGUGGUCCUGCUGGCUGUCAUCUUCUUCCCCUUCUUCACUGCUGAUUUUGUUUACUGGGCCUUGCUAAGAACCUUUGACUUUUCUGUCUUUGUCUUCAACAUGUCUCUCCUGUUCACCUGUGUGAACAGCAGCAUUCACCCUCUUAUUUACUUCUUGGCUGGGAGCUGUGCUAAGAAAUUCACACUGUCUCUCAGUGUUGCCUUCCACAGAGUUUUUGAAGAUGUGGAAGAGCCCCAAAAUAGAGACAACACAGCGGAAUCAUCAUAA
Messenger RNA from Acanthisitta chloris (rifleman), 879 nucleotides. RefSeq names its product proto-oncogene Mas-like. The record is from RefSeq and is a predicted model, not a curated record. NCBI's taxonomy places the organism in Eukaryota, Metazoa, Chordata, Aves, Passeriformes, Acanthisittidae. Gene Ontology annotation, biological process: G protein-coupled receptor signaling pathway. Gene Ontology annotation, cellular component: membrane. Gene Ontology annotation, molecular function: G protein-coupled receptor activity.